Psammomys obesus (fat sand rat) is the source of this 2456-nucleotide messenger RNA. RefSeq names its product histone H3 associated protein kinase (gene Haspin). The transcript has a single exon. The record is from RefSeq and is a predicted model, not a curated record. Gene Ontology annotation, molecular function: histone H3T3 kinase activity; ATP binding. Gene Ontology annotation, biological process: intracellular signal transduction; mitotic cell cycle; protein phosphorylation. Lineage: Eukaryota; Metazoa; Chordata; Mammalia; Rodentia; Muridae. Gene Ontology annotation, cellular component: cytoplasm; nucleus. The coding region runs from base 1 to 2250 and encodes 749 amino acids.
AUGGCCGCGUCUCUCCCGAAGCCUGGGACCCGGCUCUUCCGAACGUACGCGGCGAGGGGAGUCCGGAGGGCGCAUUGCCAGCCGGGAGGGCUGGCCGUGCAGUGGUUCCAGCCGCCGGACCCGAAGCGCGCCUUCAGCAGCAGCGGCAGUGACCUGUCGCAGCCCGCCGCUUCCGACAGCUCUGACGGCGCUGAAGACCCCGCAGACCCCGACUUCCCCGGUAGCCCCGUGGGCCCGCGGCGCAGGCGUCCUCGAGGCCGCGGCCGCCGGGACCAGUGGACGCUGACAGCCACCCAGAGGCUCCGGAGCCUGCGGCCUCGGCACCCCCAGAAGUGCAGCACCCCGCGCGGCCGGCUGCGACCGCCGCCCUUCUCCAGCUGCAACCCGGGCUGCCCCAGCGUGGACCUCAGCGUGCGCUGCCAGUCCAGGGACAGCAACGAGCUGGGUACCAGUGCCUCCUUGUUCAGCCCUCCGGCCUCUUCCGGAGCCCCUGCCUCUCCGGAUGCAGACUCUGCGGUCCCCAGCGGCUUCCAUUUCUCCGCAGCCUCCCCGGAUGAAGCAUCUCUGCCCGGCCCCCGGGAAGCAGCCACGAUGGCCAGCCAAGCCGGAGACGACUUCAGGUUAGCUCCCUUUAGCCUUGUGGACUCAGAGACCACAGAAGAUAAAGAGUUUGUGAAGGAAUCGUGUCGUGAAAGACAGCAGAUGGGAAAUAGACUAAAGGGUCCGAGUCUGGCAAGCAAGGGAAAGGGAAGGACCAGGGGUCAAAAGGUUGUGUCUCAAGAAACCGACCAGAUGGACGAUGGGGAGGGCAGUGGUAACAGAGACCUUCGAGGACCAGGACAAAUCAGCAGGCCCAAGGGAACUGGGCCACUCCGGAAGAGGAAAUCCCGGGAAGCAGUGGGAACCUCUGCUCCUCCACACAACCAGUCUAAGAAGAAAAGGGAAGAUUCCGAUCCCUUCCCGGACUUGAAUCCUAACCUUAAGACCUGUUCUUGGGCCAAAACCAGGGCCUCCUUCGGCUUCCACAAGAAGAAAAUUGUAACGAAUGUGUCAGAGGUAUGCAGUAUUUAUACAAUUGCCAGUUCUCCCUGUAGGUCCCUCCUGUCUGAAUAUUCGACCUCUCCUCUCACGAACAUAGCAAACAGUACUGUUUCUUCUUGUCACUCCUCCUCUAUGUAUCUGCUAAGCCCCUUAAAGACCCUGCAUGUCACAGACAAAAAGCCGUUUUAUGCUGAAAAGGUUUAUGGGGAGUGUAAUCAGGAAGGGCCUAUCCCCUUUAGUGACUACCUUUCCACAGAAAAACUGGAAUGCUGUGAGAAAAUUGGGGAAGGAGUGUUUGGGGAAGUGUUCCAAACGAUUACUGAUCAGACACCUGUAGCCCUAAAAAUCAUUGCUAUUGAAGGACCAGAUUUAGUCAAUGGGUCCCAUCAAAAAACCUUUGAGGAGAUCCUGCCAGAGAUCAUCAUCUCCAAAGAGCUGAGCCUCUUGUCUGAUGAGGUGUACAACCGCACAACAGGCUUUAUUGGGCUGAACUCAGCACACUGUGUUCAAGGGCCUUACCCUCCCUUGCUGCUCAAAGCCUGGGAUCACUAUAACUCAAUCAAAAAAUCUGAAAAUGACCGGCCUGACUUUUUCCAGGAAGACCAGCUCUUUAUUAUCCUGGAAUUUGAGUUUGGUGGGGUUGACUUAGAGCAAAUGAAAUCAAAGCUGUCCUCUGUGGCUACUGCAAAGAGCAUCCUGCACCAGAUCACCGCGUCCCUGGCAGUGGCAGAAGCAUCGCUGCAUUUUGAGCACCGGGACUUACACUGGGGGAAUGUGCUCUUAAAGAAAACCAGCCUCAAAGAGCUCCACUACACCCUCAAUGGGAAGACAAGCACCAUUCCCACCCAUGGGAUACAGGUCAACAUCAUCGACUACACCCUGUCCCGACUGGAGCGGGAUGGGAUUGUGGUUUUCUGUGACAUCUCCACAGAAGAGGACCUGUUUACAGGUGAAGGUGACUACCAGUUUGAGGUCUACAGGCUCAUGAGGAAGGAGAACGAAGGCCGCUGGGGAGAGUAUCACCCCUACAGUAACGUGCUGUGGCUGCAUUACCUCGCAGACAAGAUUCUCAAUCACAUGAGCUUUAAGAGUAAAUGUCAAAGCGCAGCCAUGAAGCAAGUAAAGAAAAAGCUGCUUCAUUUCUACAGGACCGUACUGAGCUUCAGAUCUGCCACUGACCUGCUCUGCCAGCACAGUCUGUUCAAAUGAGCCAGGUAGUUGUACUCACCUUGAGAGUACUUGCAAAGCUUCAUUGAGUACAUUUUUAAAGCCUCUGGUACUGUUUUUAAUCUCUGCCACUAGAGCAGGAUGGAGGUAAAUACCCAUCCUUAAGAGUUCCCUCACAGCUUUUUAAAAGAGAAUUUUGUUUUUAAAAGGUAACCAAAAUGUUUGUCAACAUGAUUAAACUUGCUUUU